AUGAAGCUGACGAGAGCCCAGUACAAAGAGAUUGCCCAGUUCCUAGCUCAGGUCCCCCCAACUAGACAUAGCCUGAGGGAACUGAAGGCGUGUUUCCCCAGUCAAUCACAGUCCACUCUGCUGAGCAUCUUCUCCCAGGAGUACCAGAAACUAAUCAAAAGAACACAUGCUACUCCAGAGGCAACUGAAGCUUACUAUCAAAGGUACCUGAAUGGAGUGAUCAGAAAUGCAGCUUCUUCUGUAUUAUUGGAAAUGGCCAAUGAGGUGGAUUUUGCCCCAUCACUGAUGGCUCGAAUAGUGUUGGAAAGAUUUCUACAAGAACAAGAUGGAUCAGCCCCUACCAAAACUCUUAUAAACAGUAUGCUGUGGGACCCUUCUCAGAUUCCAGAUGGAGUUCUAGCCAAUCAGAUCUAUCAGUGUACUGUGAAUGACUGUUGUUAUGGACCACUGGUGGACUGCAUCAAACAUGCAAUUGGACAUGAGCAUGAAGUCUUACUAAGAAAUGCUUUUGGAGAAAAACAUAUCUUUUUUAGCUGAAGAUCAGUUACGUGCGAAAGGUUAUGACAAAACACCAGACUUCAUAUUAGAAGUACCAGUUGCUGUAGAAGGACAUAUCAUC
This is a messenger RNA of Elgaria multicarinata webbii, 619 nucleotides long. RefSeq names its product CDAN1-interacting nuclease 1-like. The transcript has a single exon. The record is from RefSeq and is a predicted model, not a curated record. Gene Ontology annotation, cellular component: cytoplasm; nucleus. Gene Ontology annotation, biological process: erythrocyte differentiation. Bases 1 to 537 code for a protein of 178 amino acids. Lineage: Eukaryota; Metazoa; Chordata; Lepidosauria; Squamata; Anguidae.